GGGGUGGUCCCAGGUUUCAGAUCGCCUAGUACCUCCGCGGUCGCGACACGAGAAUAUUAUUCAUGCUCUAAACGCUAAUUAACUAUAAAACAUUUAUUGCAACUCCCCUUAGCGUUAACGGACAUAGUGACACGUUUAAAUUAUAGUGGACAUUGAUCUGUUUUAGUGUUGUGAUCGGUUACUUCGAAUGAUAUUGCGUCGUAUCCACCAUUAAGUAAGAAGGGUGCCUGCUUCGAAGUGUAGGCGAGCCAUGCUGCAGCGUCUGAGAGUCAUAGCUCGCGCGGACUCCGCGCAGGUCACCUAAAUGCGAUCCUCUCGCGCUCUGGCUGACGCCGUCACCAUGCCGGCUCCGCUUGCCGUCCACUUAAUCUUUUUCGCAAUUUUCUGGCUAUGCACGAACGCUGAUGACACGGUACCAGCUGCGACGCGGCCUAGCAAUGGGACGGUGGAGCCGCCGGACACUCGCUCCGCCAUUGGCAGAGUUCCACCUUACCAGCCACCAGCUAUAGGCAUGGCCGGCAUGCAAGUUCCCGGCUUCCGACCACACAGCCCUUACACACGAGUCGACGCCUGGCAUCCUAAUGGUCGUAUACACGUCAAUCCAAAAGGAUCGUAUGUCGUCGCUGAUGAUAUAGACGACGACGCAGAUGAUGGCGGAUGUCUUAUACCUUGUUCUAAAGAAUUUUUCACGUGCCAGGAAACAUGCAAAUGCAUACCAAUGGAAAAACGCUGCGAUGGCAAAGUAGAUUGCGAGGGAUCAGAAGAUGAAGUAGGAUGCACACCAUCUUGCGACGAACACGAAAACCGUACGAUUUGCCACACUACUAGCGUGUGUAUCGCUCUUGAAUGGAUCUGCGAUGGAGACAACGACUGUGGAGACUUCUCUGAUGAAUCUCAAUGUGGAGGAGACAAUUGUUCAUCGAAACAGUUCCAGUGCGCCAAUGGACUUUGUAUCCACUCGGACUGGCUCUGCGACGGUGAUAACGACUGUCGAGAUAACUCUGACGAAACUAACUGUCCUAAGGCCAAAUGUCGAGCUAAUCAGUUCACGUGUGCAUCCGGUGAAUGUCUAGCGAUUCAUUGGCGAUGCGACAAAGAGGCAGACUGUCCUGAUAAUUCAGAUGAAGCUGAUUGUCCAAUGGAUCUCCUCCAAUGUGGUGAAAAUGAAAUACAAUGCAAUAACAAGAACUGCGUGCGUAAAGAUUUCCAAUGUGAUGGAGACAAUGACUGCGGUGAUUGGACUGACGAGGACUCCUGUCCCAUUGUACCUGGAAGUUGCAGUUCAGCUGAAUUUAGAUGCAAUGAUGGCAAGUGCAUCCCAGACCGCUGGCGCUGUGACUUGGAGCGAGACUGCCCAGAGGGUGAUGACGAGAUCAACUGUGAGCCGCACGGAAUACGUAACUGCACCACCGAUGAGCACGCCUGUGUAGACCGACGCUGCAUAUCAAAAACCUGGCUCUGUGACGGCGUUCGUGAUUGUUCUAACGGUGAAGACGAAAAAGAUUGUCAAGUGUUCUGUGAAGAGGACCAGUACAUGUGCAAAUCUAUAUUCAGCGACGCGUUCAGAAACUGCGUUAAUAGAAAACAUGUUUGCGACGGUAUGAAUGAUUGCCCUCAAGGUGAUGAUGAACAAAAAUGCCCCACGAAGAGGCAAUGUGGUCCUGAAGACUUGUGUGAGAAACAAUGUAUCACCACGUUUGAUGGGUCCCCGAGCUGCGCUUGCCCUAUAGGAUACGUAUUGGAACAAGAUGGUAUCAGCUGUCGAGAUGUGGACGAAUGUAUGUACGAACAAGACCCAGUCUGCUCGCAGACAUGUUCCAACGUUCCGGGGAGUUUUCAUUGUGGUUGCAUGACGGGGUACGUCCUUAGGCCAGACAAAAGAUCCUGUAAAGCUACUGGGCAGUCACCCACGCUUUUGUUUUCUAACCGAGUUGGAAUUCGGCAGGUCUGGCUUACUGGAGAUAACUACAUGUCAAUUUUCAAGGGACUGCAUAAUGCAGUGGCUUUAGACUAUCAUUAUGAAAAGAAAUUAGUGUUCUGGUCUGAAAAUAAUAUGAAGGUCAUACGUGUGGCUCAUAUGAAUAGUAACAACAUGUCAGAUGUAAUUCGUUGGGGAUUGGAAGCACCAGGAGGCGUAGCUGUGGACUGGAUUCACGAUCUCUUAUUCUGGACGGACUCUGGAACGCGAAGAGUGGAAGUGGCAACCUUAGACGGAUCACAAAGAGCUGUGUUAGCUGCUAGCGAUGUUGAUAAGCCAAGAGCUAUUGUUGUUCAUCCAGGAGAUGCGAUUAUAUUUUGGACCGAUUGGGGUCCAAAUCCGAAGAUAGAACGUUCCGAUAUGGACGGAAGCAACAGAAAAACAGUUAUAGUAAAUGAAAUAUUUUGGCCCAACGGCUUGACCAUUGAUUACAUGGAUUCUAAGAUAUACUGGGCUGAUGCUAAGCAUCAUAUUAUCGAGAGAGCUACGUUCGACGGUCGCGAAAGAAAACGAGUUGCGAGCAAAGGAUUACCACACCCUUUUGCCCUAACACUAUUCGAAGACGCGAUUUAUUGGACUGACUGGCAUACGAAGAGUAUAUCAACCGUGAACAAGAAAACUGGUAUGGCAAUGCAAUCUGUCCAUGCAAGUUUGCAUAUGCCUAUGGAUAUAAAAAGCUAUCACCCAUUACGCCAAAUUCAAACUUACAAGAAUCGAUGUGGAUCUAACAAUGGCGGGUGCACACAUCUAUGCCUUCCCAAUUCCAACGGGUACACCUGCCGAUGUCAUAUUGGGUUCAACUUGAACAUUGACGGACGAACAUGUGAAGAAACACCAGAAAAGCUGCUACUCUACGCGCGACGUAAGGACAUAAGAUUAAAGCAAUUGCAUCCUCGUAAACAAAUGGAUUCUUUGGACAUGGUUAUUCCUGUGCAAAAUAUUAAAUCGGCCGUCGCACUCGAUUGGGAUCACAAUAGCAAUUCGAUAUUUUGGACGGAUGUCGAAAAAGAUACGAUUAAUAGAGCUUACUUGAACGGAUCUCAACAAAUUAUCGUUAUUGGUUCUAAUUUGAUUUCGCCUGCCGGACUUGCUUACGAUUGGUUAACCAACAAACUGUACUGGACUGAUGCUGGUACUAACAGGAUCGAGGUAGCUAAUACUAAUGGCACAAUGAGGACUUUGUUGGCUUGGGAAAAUAUUGAUAAACCCAGAGACAUUGUACUAGACCCUAAAGGGGGCAUAAUGUACUGGUCAGACUGGGGUUCCGAACCGUGUAUUGAACGCGCUGACAUGGAUGGAGGAAACAGAAGGAAGCUUAUCUUCGGUAAUAUGACUUGGCCGAACGGCCUGGCAUUGGAUUUAACCAACAAUCGCAUCUAUUGGACAGACGGUGGCAACCGGACUAUUGAGUACGCCAAUCUUGACGGAACUGGUCGAACUGUUUUGAUUGGACAACAUCUACCGCAUCCAUUUGGACUAGAUUUAUAUGGCGAUGAAGUUUUUUGGACCGAUUGGGAUACGCAAUCUAUUCAAGCGGCAAACAAAUUUACUGGAAAAAAUCGACGUACACUCGGCGCUGGAGUUGAGGGACUUAUGGAUGUGAGAGUAUUUCACAAGGAAAGACGAGGGGGAGUAAAUAGGUGCAGCAAGAACAACGGUGGAUGCUCUCACCUGUGUCUUCUAAAGCCGGAAGGACGAUCAUGCGCAUGCCCCAUUGGAAUAAGAUUAAGUAAGGACGGAAGAACAUGCACCAACGGACCCAUAAAUUUUUUGAUAUUUGCUCAUCGCGUAGACAUAAGAAUUGUAUCAUUGGACGUGCCAUAUCUUGUUGAUGUUGUUCUUCCAUUACCACCUCUAAAGAAUGCACUUGGUGUGGAUGUGGAUCAAAGAACGGGUCUCAUUUAUUGGACUGAUACUGGGGAGCGGAAAAUCAAGUGUGCUAAUAAAGAUGGUAUGGAAAAUGAAACGAUAAUAGAAAGAGGUCUUCAUACUGCUGAUGGUAUUGCUAUUGACUCUGCAGGAAGAAAGAUUUAUUGGACUGACGGUGGACGCAAUAGCAUUGAAGUAGCAGAACUUGAUGGAAUGAAUAGAAAAGUUUUGGUCUGGACUGGAUUAGAUUCCCCUAGAGCCAUAGCGUUGCAUUAUGAAUAUGGCUAUAUGUUUUGGUCUGAUUGGGGAACAUCAGCGAAAAUUGAGAGAGCUGACAUGGAUGGCAAAAAUAGGAAAAUCAUCGUGGAUACUGACAUUAAAUGGCCAAAUGGACUCGCAAUUGACAGGAUCGAAGGUCGCCUUUACUGGAAUGAUGCAAAAGUCUUAACCAUUGAAAGUUCUGACUUUAAUGGUCACGAUCGCCGUACGCUUCUAAGUCAAGUUCCUUAUCCCUAUGGUAUUGUAAUAGUUGGUCAACAUAUUUAUUGGACUGAUUGGAAAACCAAAUCUCUUCAUAGAGCAGAUAAGUCAAAUGGUCAGGAGCAGUUGACGAUACGGGAAAAUCUCGAAGGGCUUAUGGACAUACGAGCUAUUCAGGGAGAUCAUAUUUUAGAAAACGCGUGUGGAACAAACAAUGGUGGGUGUUCCCAUCUCUGCUUACGAUCACCUCAAGGAUUUACUUGCGCUUGUCCUACAGGCCUAUCAUUUGAAAACGAAACAGAGUAUAAUCCAAAAAUCUGUAAAAAACACCCAGAAAAUUUCUUAGUUUUCGCUGCUAGAGGAAGCAUUGCAAUGAUUUCCUUAGACACCCCAGAGCAGUGGGACGUUACACUUCCAGUAAAACAUAUCCAGAACUCAGUUGCAGUCGACUAUCAUUGGGAGAAAAAAAUUGUAUUCUUUACUGAUGUAAAUAAAAAUGUUAUCAGGUCUAUCAGUAUGGAAGAUAUGAGAGAGUCUAAGGAAGUUAUAGAUACAGGAAUCGAUACACCAAAUGGUCUUGCCGUGGACUGGAUUGCUAAUAAUAUUUACUGGUCGGAUAAUGAAUAUAAGGUUAUUGAAGUUGCAAGGAUUGAUGGUUCGUCGAGGAAAACGUUGAUACCUGGAUUAACUGAGCCUAGAGCAAUCGCGGUAUUUCCAGCAAAGGGGUAUUUGUAUUGGAGUGAUUGGGGUGAAAGUCCUAACAUUGAAAGAUCGGUUUUGGACGGCAGCCAAAGAAAAGUACUUGUGGAUCACGACCUGGGCUUCCCAAAUGGCAUUACUAUAGACUAUAAAGAAAGAAGGUUGUAUUGGACUGAUGCUUUAAAAGAUAGAAUUGAUACAUCCGAUUUGAAUGGUCAACAUAGGGUGCAGUUAGUUCCAGAAGCUAAAAAUCCUUUUGGAAUGACUCAAUUUAAUGAAUACAUAUACUGGACUGAUUGGUAUAAGAAGUCAAUUAUGAGAGCUGACAAGCGAACAGGUAAGAACGUGACUUCAAUACGAACUGAUUUGGAAAUGGUAAUGGAAAUUAAAGCGGUGUCGUCGGAAAAACAACACGGUUGGAAUCCCUGCAAGGAAGACAAUGGUGGAUGUUCACAUCUUUGCUUGUUUAGAGGUCACGACUAUGUAUGUGCUUGUCCAGAUGCAUUUGGAGAAAAAACUUGCUCAACUGCACCAAAACUUCGCGUAGGUUUGCGAAUGCCAUCUCAUUAUCCAGCAUUCUACGACUAUGCUGAUGUUGAGGUCAACAACAAUUUAGCGCCGACUCCUACCGCCGCUCCUAAAACUAAUAUCGGAGCUAUUAUCAUCGGACUGGCAACAACUGCUUUUAUUAUCAUUCUCAUAGCGGUCGCUGCUAUUGUGUGCGUUAAAAUGCGUAAGGAUCGUGGAGGUGAGCUGAAAGAAAACUACAGGGAAUCGAGCGGUCAUAUUUCCUUCCACAAUCCCAACUAUAGCUGCUCAACCACAGGGGAACCCGUAGAGCGGAGGCAGAACCGCUUUCAGGGAAUAUUCAAAUACGACAAAAGCCAGGGUCGCGUAACCAAUGUUUACAUGCCAGAGGGGACAAGCUUACUACCACCACCCCCUCCGCCCCCGCACCGUUUGCCCCCCAGACCAGCGAGCGACGACUUUGAACCCGUCACUUUACAUCCUUUCACUUAAAUACCAAUAUGACAUGACAAUUAACUAAUUACCUGUAAUACGAUUUCAUUAGAAAACGUGAAACUGUCAAAAGUUGUUAAAUACGAGUCUCGCCUCGCGUUAUCAGCUUUGCUACUCUAUAUCAUAAUUGAAUCACGUUUUCAAAUAUUAAUCGAAUUAGUACUGGUAGCUAGCGGUAGACGUCAGCAUACCUUUGUAGAGUAGAUGUACCGUCUACUAUUGUUAAAAUACAAACAACACUGUUAGAUAACAUUAAGCUCCGUUACAAUACAACCAUCGAAUAUGCUACAACUAGCUAAGAGUAUUAAGGUAUAUCAAUAUUACCACUUCUUAUAUCAUGAAAGAGGGAUAAAAACAUUAAUUGUUGAGAUUUUGACAUUCUUACCGCCAGAUUCUGAAAUCGUGUAGAAGUUUUGAUUGGCCAAUUUGAUUGAAUACUGAACGCUCAUUGGUCGUCUAUUACGUCAUCGACUGACACCGGCCAAUCAACAUUCAGUUUAGAGUCAAAUUAGUGAUCUAACUUUGAUCAGCUUUUCAAAAACUGGGGGUUAAUAUGCCUACAAAUAUAGGCAUAUAAAUAUUUUUUCAUAUAAUCAUCUUCGGGGUACAAUCCUGCGAAAAGAUAAUUAUAUGAAUAGAUUUGUAAUAAAUUAUAAGAUAUAUCAUUAAUAAUAGCUAAAAUGGUAAUGAUACGAAAUAACAACUUUUAAUAUUUUGGAAUAUAUAUAAAUAAAGUCAUUAUUAAGUCAAUUCACAGAAGUAAAAUAUCUUGCAAUACAAUAUGCGAUUUAUACUUCAUCUGAUUUAGCAACUAAAUAUUACCAGAAUAAAUUAUAAUGAGAUGAAUUGCAUUUAUAUUAUGACAACAAUUAAGCGUAUCAGUGCAUAAGUUUGCUAUACCCACGCAAUUAUUACGAUCAUAGUGUAGUUAAGACUACCGCCCAUGUGUAUAUACAUAUAUAUCGAAACAUGCUGCUGAAGAAAUCAGUUAGACAUAACAUUAUGUGUCUCCUAAUCCACCUAAGCAGAUAUGGACUGCUAGAUUCCGCUUUCAAUGUUUAAAAUGAUAAAUAUAACUAAAAAUAAUACAGUACUCAUUCACGAUAGUCAAAGAUAAAAUUAAAAUAGAUAUAAGGAAAUCUUCGUAUUAUUUUUGUAUAUGUCGACUUUAAUUCGCUUCCCCUGGCUCACGGGAAAGGAUCGAAGACGACAGUUGUUAGAACACCGUGUUAUAAUCUCUAUAUAUAACAAUUAGGGUUGUAGGUUUAAGGGGUUUGAGAUGACCGACAAUUGUUUUACGUCAGGUUUCGCAUGUACGGUGUCCCCCACAUCUUUCCUCCUGUCAAUAAAUGGUCACUUUUCAUAUUCAAAUGACAUGGUUUAGUUCCAUAUUUUAUAUAUAAAAAGAAUUAUAUAUUAGAUUUAAUUCACCACGAUAAUAUGGUGACAAUAAGAUUACAAUGUAAAUAAUUAGUUCUAAUCAUGACUUUUUGUCUAACCGGUUUGUAAAUAAUAGUUUAUUUUUAUCACGUUAAAGUGAAUAUUAAUUUAUUUCGACUUAAAAUGGUAAGCUGGAGGGCUGCCACUAAUUUGUAUAAUCCGUUUCUAAUUAAUUUGUACAAAUAAAAAAAGUUGUGCCAUGUAGUAUUUUAAAUAAUUGAAGUCUUUUCUACUUUUAAUAAUUGCAUUUUGGUGAUUAUUAUUACAUGUGAAAAUGCGGCUUAAAAUCUUAUUUUGUAUUUAAUUACCUUUGUACAAAUUCUAUUGAAAAGGAUUAUACAUCUCAUAUCAACACGUUUUCUUUAUUAGAAUAAUUAGAAUUGUAUAUGAAAUCAUUUGACGUUACUAAAUGUGAUUGCUUUAAUAUUGAUAUAAAAAUCAGAUGCCAGCAAAAAUAUAUUAUAUUUGUUUUAAGGAAUACUUUUUGAAUUUCACAAUAAUCAUUGUCGUUAUUACGCGGCGCUCAUUACACAGGGUGUUUUAAUCUAAGGUAGAGUUAGGACGGGAGUCAACAGGUACAGUGGCCCGAGUGUAUGAUUUACGCACAUUUAAUGUAAUUUUAAUUUUAACGAAUGAACAAUUGUUGGUUCACAAAAACAUGAGGAAAUUGUCACUUAAGUAGCAAUUAUGCAACGUUUGAUCGAAGACCAAUAAUAAUUGACCUUUGAAAUUAAUUUUGGUAGUAGGCAACCCGAAAACCUAACUUUUUAUAUAUCAAGUACUAUUCCAUAAAAGAAAUGCCGCGUCAACGUGAAUAGUCGCUAUUUAUUUUAAGGUUACACAAAUAUUCCUUUUUAGAUUCUCAGCGUAUACUUACACUCGGGGUACAGAUUACAAACUAUACCAAUUAUUUGAAAUCUGCGGAAACCUUAUGUUACAUAUUUCCUUACUCUUUUUGUGAAAUUGUUUUUUAUUUUUUUUUAAUUUAGCCAUUUAAUUUGCCAGUAAUACUUUAGAUCUAAGAAAUAGAUAUAAACUAUAAUUAUUUAGUUAAAAAUUAACAGAAACGUUUGAAGUUUAAAAAUAGAAAUAUUGUUUUUUGUACUUCAACAGAAUGUUCUUAAUAAUAAUAAUUUAUAUAAGAAUACGUAUAUAUAUAUAUAUAUAUAUAUAUAUAAUUAUGUGAGAAUUAAAUUCUCUUCUAAGUAGUUCAUUUAAAAAUGGUAUUACUUGACUGGAAGCAAAUGUAACUAUCAUUAGUAUGACUAAAACUGAAACAAAAAAACUUCAUCCUAUUUACUCUGUUAUAUAUUUUGUUAUUUAUUCAAAGUUUAUAAAUGUGAUGUGUGUCAUUGAUUUACUGAUGAUUUCGGAAAUGCUCUAGUUUUUUUUAUGAGUUCUUGGUACUUACAUAUGUAUACAUAUCUAAAUAUACAAAAAUGUAUACAUAUGUAUAUAUCAGGUAUUUCAAGAGAAAAUGACGGUGAACAGCUCAGCGUGUGUCAGGUAGCCAUUAAUUAUGUUAUGAAGUUCAUAAUCUUAUUAGCCAACUGUCUCAAGUGUGAAUGUUGCAGAAGUACAUGAUGAUUUAAAUCUGCAGACCUCACAAAGCCUAUAAUACAACGACUACAUUCCUUAUGCUUUAUAAUUCGCAAAUUGCAAUAAAAUUGUUUUUAUAUUAUAACAUAUACGUAGUGUACCAAUUAGAAUGAUUUCCACGAAAUUAACAGCUGUGGGUAGGUGGCGUAAGGACCUUCGUCGUUUAUCUUGAGUAUUAAGCAUUUCAAUUAAUUUUUAUAUUUAGACAGAUAACACUUUGUUGGGAUAUGGGGUAUGGAUUAUAUUCGCACCCUUGAGCAAAUGGCGCCAUAAUUUAUGGGUAUCUAAUUUUAUAUCGAUAUGGUUUAAUACAAAUAUAUUUAUGUUUUUAAAUCUUUAAUUAAAUAUACAUCCUUUUUAUGGAUGUCCUCAUUUUCUUUGCAAGCGUAGUUAAUAAGGGAAAGAACGUUGAGUGCUGUGAUACAGAUGCUUUGAAGCUAUUGAGUGAAAAAUUAUUACCUGUGAAUUAUUUUUUUCAAUAAAAUAAUUUUAUAAUUAUUUCCUUAUAAUUAGUAUGAAUGUUGCCAGUUAAGGUGCUUAAUGCGCACAUUUUUUUAUUUUUCAUAUUAAAAUGAAAUUCGUACGUUAACUCGUACAUGCCAAAUUUGAAAAAUGUUUUAAUUAUUUUAUAUAAGUAUAAUUUUAAAUUAUAUUAAUAAGGCUAAGAUAAUAAAAACAGUUUUUACACCUGACGCCUCCUUUAAACGAGGUGUUUAAACUGUUAUCUAAUUUAUUAUUGUACUGAAUAUUAAAAUAGAAAUUAUUCGAAUAAA
This is a messenger RNA of Vanessa tameamea, 9858 nucleotides long. RefSeq names its product low-density lipoprotein receptor-related protein 4 (gene Lrp4). The record is from RefSeq and is a predicted model, not a curated record. The transcript is spliced from 35 exons. Lineage: Eukaryota; Metazoa; Arthropoda; Insecta; Lepidoptera; Nymphalidae. The coding region runs from base 305 to 6046 and encodes 1913 amino acids. Gene Ontology annotation, molecular function: calcium ion binding; protein binding.